Molecule: messenger RNA, 1799 nt
Organism: Rhineura floridana
Lineage: Eukaryota; Metazoa; Chordata; Lepidosauria; Squamata; Rhineuridae
Product: alcohol dehydrogenase class-3
Exons: 9
Coding region: 99-1421 (440 amino acids)
Biological process (GO): formaldehyde catabolic process
Cellular component (GO): cytosol
Molecular function (GO): zinc ion binding; S-(hydroxymethyl)glutathione dehydrogenase [NAD(P)+] activity
Source: RefSeq, a predicted model, not a curated record
UCGCCAAGUCGCUGUGCCGGUAAUUACGGCUCCCCUCUCCUUUGCAGUUCGGAUCUUACACCCUAUUUCCUACUCAAGGGGAUUUACUUCUAGUAAGCAUGUUUAAAAAGACGGCCCUGCAAUUCAAUCCGGAAAGCGUAAUAAGACGAGCGAGGGGGAAGAGCCGUCCCUUCCUCGGCCAGUCCCCGUUUGUAGGUGGCUCUCGAAGGAGCGCGCAUGCUCCGGAGAAGUUCAGGAGCUGCUUGGUUGAGGACCGUAAGAAGGAGCUCCUGCGGGUUGAAAGAGCAGCGGGGCCGAUGGCGAGCGGGGUUAUCAAAUGUAAGGCAGCCGUUGCCUGGGAGGCAGGAAAACCACUGUCUAUUGAGGAGGUGGAAGUUGCACCACCAAAAGCCCAUGAAGUUCGUAUCAAGAUUGUUGCCACCGCCGUUUGUCACACGGAUGCCUAUACUCUGAGUGGUGCUGACCCUGAAGGGAGUUUCCCUGUCAUUCUGGGCCAUGAAGGAGCAGGGGUUGUGGAGAGUGUUGGGGAAGGAGUGACUAAAUUUAAACCAGGAGACACAGUUAUCCCUUUGUAUAUUCCGCAAUGUGGAGAAUGUAAGUUUUGUGUAAACCCUAAAACUAACCUCUGCCAGAAAAUAAGAAUCAGCCAAGGAAAAGGAGUGAUGCCUGAUGGUACCAGUAGGUUCAUGUGUAAAGGCAAGCAAGUUCUCCACUUCAUGGGCACAAGCACUUUCUCAGAAUAUACUGUUGUUGCAGACAUUUCUUUGGCUAAAAUAGACCCUUCUGCUCCCUUGGACAAAGUCUGCUUGCUGGGAUGUGGAGUUUCUACAGGCUAUGGAGCAGCCCUGAACACUGCGAAGGUGGAAUCUGGCUCUACUUGUGCCAUUUUUGGCUUGGGUGGAGUUGGGCUAGCAGUAAUCAUGGGCUGUAAAGUGGCAGGUGCAUCUCAGAUCAUCGGGGUUGACCUCAACAAAGACAAAUUUGCAAAAGCCAAGGAAUUUGGGGCCACAGAGUGCAUCAGCCCUGAGGAUUUCAAGAAGCCCAUUCAAGAGGUCCUAGUUGAGUUGACAGAUGGAGGAGUAGAUUACUCAUUUGAGUGUAUCGGUAAUGUUGGUGUCAUGAGAGCAGCCUUGGAAGCGUGUCACAAAGGUUGGGGAGUGAGUGUGAUAGUUGGCGUUGCUGCUGCAGGUCAGGAAAUUGCAACCCGUCCAUUCCAGCUGGUCACUGGACGAACAUGGAAAGGAACUGCCUUCGGAGGCUGGAAGAGUGUAGAGAGUGUGCCGAAGCUGGUAUCUGAAUACAUGUCCAAAAAGAUAAAAGUGGAUGAAUUUGUGACUCACAGUUUACCUUUUGACAAAAUUAAUGAGGCUUUUGAAUUGAUGCAUGUCGGCAAGAGCAUCCGGAGUGUUCUAAAGUUUUAAGAAGCCUGAAGAUGGAACUCUGCCACUGUAGCAGUACAGCCCUGCAUAACAGUAAUCCAGCCUGCCUUGGUCAGAAAGCUCGAGUUUAAGGAAAACUGUUCAGUUAGAAUCAAGUUGGAAACACCAUCUGAUCUAAUAAUGUAAACAGCAAAACACUGUUCUCUUACUGUAGCAGCAUGUAUUAGCUGCUGAUCUUAGACACAGCUAAUAUUUCCUAUCUCUCAAUAUACCACUAAGUGCCAGAAAUCUGUAACAUUCAUCAAUAAAUUUAGAGUGUUUAUGUAAAAUCAGUAGCUUUUUGUUCUAAAAUACCUUGUAAGAGAUGUAAAAAAAACUUUGUACAAGAAUGAUGAUUAAACGCCCCCCUAUUUAGGCAUA